AUGCCUGAGAAGAAGAAAGACGACGAUUCACUACUUCUUCGACUUCGUCAACUAACUAAAGGUCUAUGGUAUAUCAGUGAAGCGGACUAUCCUCUCGAACCUGUGAGCUUCCCAACUCCACUCAGCAACAAACGACUCAUCGAAUUUGCUCAACCACAGUCACCAACAGGAACACGUGUGGAACGACAAGAUUUAACAGAAUUCUUGAGAUAUUACACUUCAGAAGACAAUGCGGAAGCACUUGGUGAUCCAGCGUUGACACGAAGGUUUCAAGCUUUGGAAUCAUUUCUAAAACGGGAACUAGAACAUGUCUAUGUCUAUCGAAUAGGUGACGAACCAAGAAUAGUCAUCUUGGCACUUGGAACGACAAAAGACGGACAACGACUUGUUGGCUUCCGAACUGUAUCCAUUGAAACAUGA
Messenger RNA from Rotaria sp. Silwood1, 420 nucleotides. Lineage: Eukaryota; Metazoa; Rotifera; Eurotatoria; Philodinida; Philodinidae. The record is from the annotation of a GenBank genome assembly.